Molecule: messenger RNA, 1397 nt
Organism: Pipra filicauda (Wire-tailed manakin)
Lineage: Eukaryota; Metazoa; Chordata; Aves; Passeriformes; Pipridae
Exons: 3
Coding region: 240-1397 (385 amino acids)
Molecular function (GO): zinc ion binding; RNA stem-loop binding
Source: RefSeq, a predicted model, not a curated record
UAAAGAGGAAGAAGACAUCUUUCCUGCACAUAACUGACUCCUUGUAUCUUUAUCGGCCAUCACGGAUCCACACUGACAUAUGGUGACCCUCGACGCGAUACUGCAAUACUGACCAUCGGGCGACGGAUGAUGGUAACGGAGCUUGGCAUACCUGAGAGCAGUGAGGAAACUGCCUGGUCCGGACCCGAGAACUACUGACACCUGGAAAAGGUGAGCCGCCAAGAACAAAGACUGUGAUAAUGGGGAAUCAGAUGUCUAAAGAGGAAAAGUUGGUGCUGUCCACUUGGAAGCACUUCCUGAAGCGGAAAGGUGUAACUGUUGAAGAUUAUGAUUUGCAACAUUUGCUGCUAUGGUGUCGAAAGAAAGGUUUUGAAGCUAACACAUCAGUUGCAUUUAGAGUAAAGACUUGGGAGAAUGUGGGGGAUAAACUGUGGAAAGAGGUUUAUAAGGGUGCUAAGAGUGCUAAGGAAGUAGAAGGUUUGCCUGCCACCUGGCAUAUAUUAGUUGAAACUUUAAAAGACUGGCUUAAUGAACAAGUUUCGGAAGGUAUUCAGUUGCCUGAAACAGAGCCUCUGUCAGAUACAGAAGGACUCGAAAGGGAGGAAGGAACUUCAGUUGCUGCGGCAUCGCCGCCUGCUACCUCCCCCUCUGACAAUGAACUGAUUGCUUUAGCAGAUAAAAAAGAAACAGUGUGGCGUUCGGAUACACAUACAAAAAAAUCUACCAAGAGUCCGGCUCUAAAAACCCCAAAAGGUUUGAAAGUUCACUAUCCAGCACCCCACAAUCCAGUUAAAACUCUUUGUAAAUACAAAUCCCCUACUGCUAUAGUCCCUUACCGGUAUAACACACCUGUGGAACUUGUAGAGGAAUUUAAAGCUAAGCAAAGGCAAGUGUCCUCUGUUCCUCCACCACAGGAGGAGGAGGAGGAGGAGGAGGACGAGAACACUGAUGAAAACAAUGAGGAUGCCCCCCCAGCAGAUGAUGCAGACAAGGAGGAAGCUGAAAAUGCCUCCGUCUGUAGUCGAGCCUUACAAUCUGUACGUAAGGGGUCCCAGAGCCGAAAGACACGAACGCUCUCUGAUCCAUGGACUUUGCCGGCAGUCACCACUGUCACAGUCAUGCCACGUCAUCCUAGAAGAUGUCACACUUCACUGCCUGGAUUUUUUACUGAGGGUAAUGCUCGAGCAGACUCUCUCGUAGCAUCUGCCCAGAUCGGGCCUGUUCCAGACAAGCGACAACAGGCUCUCCUCUCACAUCAAUUUUUUCACCAAGGCAGUACUGCUCUCAAGCGACAGCUUGGCAUUUCACAAUCCCUUGCUCGUUCUAUUGUGGCUGCCUGUCCUGAUUGCCAAAGUCAGAAUGUCCUUGUCUAUUAUGGCGUUUACCAAGUAUUCUAG